AUGAUGAGUUCAACUUCGCGCACUCAACAGGGAACUCUUCGUUCUCACGUUUUACAUAUUUCUCAAGAUGGUAAUACUCGGCGUUACGGUGCAUUUGUCUUUCCCCCCUCCCUUUGCUCCCGCUUCCUUAGUUCAGUGGGAACACGUUGUACAUGUGGUUUUGAUUCAGGGGCGUUCAGGUUUCUUUUUUUUUUUCUUGUCAUGUCGUGCUGCAAGCGUGACCCCCUCUUCUGUUUUUUUCUCUUCUCUUUGUUUACUCAACGCAAUACAAACAUCCCUCGACCACGUUUACUUUUAUUAUUAUUAUUAUUAUUAUUUUUUGUUCUUCCCUAAUAUAUAUAUUUCAGUCUCUUGUAGAAGUGGUGCUUGAAUGGCAGCGGAGACGCCUUCACUAUUUUACACCUGCGCACAGGCGGGCGCCACCUACGUUUGCGCCGUAACGACUCUAAACAAAAGGAGGUACAAUAACUAUUUCAAACUGCGUCAACACUGAUGCCGAGAUCAGCUUC
Messenger RNA from Leptomonas pyrrhocoris, 509 nucleotides. RefSeq lists its product as hypothetical. Bases 1 to 333 code for a protein of 110 amino acids. The transcript has a single exon. Lineage: Eukaryota; Euglenozoa; Kinetoplastea; Trypanosomatida; Trypanosomatidae. The record is from RefSeq and is a predicted model, not a curated record.